This is a messenger RNA of Acanthopagrus latus (yellowfin seabream), 1304 nucleotides long. RefSeq names its product gamma-crystallin M2-like. The record is from RefSeq and is a predicted model, not a curated record. Gene Ontology annotation, biological process: visual perception; lens development in camera-type eye. The transcript has 3 exons. Gene Ontology annotation, molecular function: structural constituent of eye lens. Bases 570 to 1100 code for a protein of 176 amino acids. Lineage: Eukaryota; Metazoa; Chordata; Actinopteri; Spariformes; Sparidae.
CUUCUUAAUGUUUUAAAAAUAGCGAAAAUGAUUUUGACCCCAAAAUGAAAUAUAGUCAACCUUAAAAGCUUUUGACUCGGGUACAUUCACAAAAAGGCCCUAGGUUGCAUUUUGGCAAGAGUUUCACUUUAAUGAUAAUGAUGCAUCACUGACAACACAAUUAUUAUUUGUUCAGAAUUUUUUUAUUUCCACUGUUUCAGAUUCUACAAAUGGUUAAAGGCCGUGUUGAUUUGUGAUGACCUCUGACAUUCUGCAUGAAAAGAUUAAUCCACUUGAUGAUGGAUUAGUGGAUCAAAUGACUCUCUGAUGUCCAUAUCAAUAAAGAGGGCACAGCGGGUCAGUAAUUUGCCUGGUCGGACUUUUGCAUUGAUGAUUCAGGGAUUUUCGCUCUAUGCCCAGGAUCAAGACUCUUGGCAGCGAUGCCAGAGCGUUAAAUCCCUGCUCAUUGAAAAAACAGCUAAAGUAGGAUCUGCUAACCCUUUGAUUGAGGUUUAUAUAGCGUGGCUCUCAUCCGGCCUUGUGAGAACUCCAGUUUUUCGUAGGUAACUGGCUCCAGCACUCUUUACAGGAUGAGUAGUAAGAUCACAUUUUAUGAGGACAGAAACUUCCAGGGUCGCUCCUAUGAGUGCGACACCGACUGCCCUGACAUGCAUCCCCACUUCAGCCGCUGCAACUCCAUCAAGGUGGAGAGUGGCUGCUGGGUGCUGUAUGAGAAGCCCAACUACACCGGCUACCAGUACGUUCUGACCAGAGGGGAGUACCCAGACUACCAGCGCUGGAUGGGCUACAACGACACCAUCCGCUCCUGUCGUACUUUCUCUUAUACCAGCGAGGGCCCCUACCGCAUACGCAUCUACGAGCGCCCCAACUUCCAGGGUCAGAUGAUGGAGUUCAGUGACGACUGCGAUUCAGUGCAGGAUCAUUUCCGCAGCCGUGACAUCUACUCCUGCAACGUCAUGGAGGGCUACUGGACCCUCUACGAGCACUCCAACUACCGCGGUCGCCAGUACUUCAUGAGGCCCGGAGAGUACCGCAAGUUCAGCGACUGGGGGGCCACCUGCGCCACCACUGGGUCCUUCCGCAGAAUCACAGAUUUUUAAUCAGGAAUCUCACUCAGUUCUGUUGAUUUUAUUUGCAUUUCAGUUUCAUCCUCAUAACUUCUUUAACUUCCUCCUCUAAAAGACAUGUAUUCUUGGAACCUGGUAAUGUUGAUAAAGUAAUGUUUCUUAUGGUACAAUAGGAAGUGGGAUGUUUCAUUCGGCCAUGAUAAAGGGAUUGACCUGGCAUAUCAAUAUGAUAUUGUU